Brassica rapa (field mustard) is the source of this 3057-nucleotide messenger RNA. RefSeq names its product QWRF motif-containing protein 2. Lineage: Eukaryota; Viridiplantae; Streptophyta; Magnoliopsida; Brassicales; Brassicaceae. The record is from RefSeq and is a predicted model, not a curated record. Gene Ontology annotation, cellular component: nuclear microtubule; cytoplasm. Gene Ontology annotation, molecular function: microtubule binding. Gene Ontology annotation, biological process: spindle assembly.
AUAAGAAGAAUACCAAUUUAAUUAAGUCUUUCUCAAAAAAGUAAAUCAAUUUAAGCACAUGCAAAUGUUCAAUCAACUUUAUAAGAAGCUUAAAGAUAAACCAAUUUUUCCUAAAAUGUUUUUCUGAUGAUAAUUAUUCUCAAGAAUGAUAAUAUAAGAUUUCAUGGUGGCCAAAUAUAUGUAUCAGAGGAGAGACAGUAUCAUUUUGGUUAUUUUAUGUGAAUUCGUGUAAACAUUAUAGUUAAAUACCAUGUUAUAUAAAUCAGCCACGAUAGCUGGAAGAUCUAUAAUCUACACAAUAAAAAAAAAAGAAUUUGACAAACCACAAUUUUAAAAUUUGAAUUAUGCUAAUUAGCUAUAAUGGCUGCACUUACCAUAAUAGAUCACAAAUUCGCCAAGACUGAAAAAUUUAACGGACUAAAACUUUGAAUUAACUGAUAAUGAAGACUGCAUUUAUUCAGGUAACUACGAAUUAGCAAAAUCGCAAGAAAAAAAAAACUACCUUAUUUUUCUUGUAAUUUAAAAAUAAUAAUGCGAAAAUCAUGGUUUAGGGAGAUAUUAUUAUACUGUAGAAAGGUCAGAAACUAAACUAACAUCUGACAAAUCAUAACAAAAAAAAAAAAAUAGGAAUAAACAUGCCAAACUCUAAAGUUGAUGUAAACUUCUGAAAAAAGCCAAAAUAAUAAUAAUAAUUUAAAGAGGUCAUAAAAACCCAAAACAAAAAUAAGAUUUUGAGGAAACCUCUACCCCAAAUCCACAAACCCCCACUUGCAUUUUCUCCCCCAUCUCCCAUCACUCUCUCUCUCUCUCUCUCUCUCUCUCUCUCUCGUCUUCCUCUGCUCCGAAGCAACACAAACUGCAAAAAUUCCUUCUUAAAUCCCAGAAUUUGCAAAAACCAAUCUCUAAAAGUUUCGGUUUUGAUGAGUUUGAGUGAGAAAAAUAGUCAAAUCUCUUGAACGCAAUGUGAGGAUCAACGAAUAAGAAGAAGAAGAAGACCAAACAAUGGUAGCUGGAGUACUCUCCAGCACUGACCCAAGAAACGCACCUCGAGAUCGGCCCAACAAUGUCGGAAGCGGACAAAGAAGACCAACAAGAGGCAAACAAGUCCCCUCUCGCUACUUAUCUCCUUCCCCUUCUCACUCCCUCUCCUCCUCCACCACAACAACCUCAUCCUCUUCCUCUUCUUCCUCCUCCGCCUUUCUCAAGACAACUAAACGACACCCAUCUCCCUUACUCCCUCGCCCUACAAACUCCACUUCAAAUCCCAUCAAAACGCCGUCGUUACUACCUAAACGCUCGCAAUCGGCGGACCGUCGCCGACCCUCGGCAGCUCCGGCCGAAAUGUCGGUGGCGACGAAGAUGCUCAUCACUUCCACUCGGAGCUUGUCUGUUUCCUUCCAAGGCGAAGCCUUUUCGCUUCCCAUUAGCAAAAAGAAGGAGCCUGCUUCUCCGCCGGUUUCUCACCGGAGAUCGACGCCGGUGCGAGAUCAGAGGGAGAACUCGAAGCCGGUGGACCAGCAUCGCUGGCCCGGAGCUUCCCGGAGAGGAAAGUCCGAGCCUUUUGCGCCGAAUCCGCUCUUUGGUGAGAGUCCUAGGGUUUCUAUUAAUGGAAGGUUGAGUUUAAAUAUGGAAAGUGGAAGAAGAAGAAGAAGACCAAACAAUGGUUUAUUAACCUCUAGUGACGUCACUGCUUCUGAUACUGAUAGUGUUUCUUCUGGUAGCACUAACGGCGAAACCUCCAAGUCAAGGAGCUUGGCUUCUUCUGCUAGGUUCUGGCAAGAGACUAAUACCCGGUUAAGGCGGUUGCAGGAUCCCGGUUCGCCUAGUGUGUCAUCUCCUCGUGGUAUGGCUUCUUCUCCUGUAAGAGGUGGUGGUGGUGCUGCUGCUAUUCGCUCUGCUUCACCGAGUAAGCUUUGGGCUACUACUACUACUACGACUUCAUCUCCAGCUAGGGCUCUUUCGAGUCCUUGUCGAGUGUCUGAUCAGAUGAAUAACCGCAAGGACACGCCUUCGAUUCUUAGCUUCUCUGCUGAUAUUAGGAGAGGGAAGAUUGGGGGAGAUCGUGUUGUGGAUGCACAUUUGCUGAGGCUUCUGUAUAACCGUUACUUGCAAUGGAGGUUUGUUAAUGCGAGGGCAGACUCUGCUUUAAUGGUGCAGAGAUUGAACGCAGAGAAAAACCUGUGGAAUGCAUGGGUAUCAAUCUCUGAACUGCGCCACAGCGUUACGUUAAAGAGAAUCAAGUUACUUUUGCUAAGGCAGAAACUGAAACUGGCUUCUCUUCUGAGGGGGCAGAUGGGAUAUCUAGAAGAAUGGUCUCUUCUAGACAAAGAUCAUUCAAGUUCUUUGUCUGGAGCAACCCAAGCCUUGAAAGCCAGCACGCUUCGUCUACCUAUUGUUGGAAAAACGGUGGUUGAUAUCAAAGACCUUAAGUAUGCUGUUAGUUCAGCUGUUGAUGUAAUGCAAGCUAUGUCAUCUUCCAUAUUCUCGCUUACUUUGAAGGUUGAUGAAAUGAAUUCUGUAAUGGUGGAAACGGUGAAUGUAACUGCAAAGGAAAAGGUUUUGCUUGAAAGAUGUCAAGGUUUCUUAUCAAGAGUAGCAGCAAUGCAGGUUACAGACUGUAGCGUGAAGACGCACAUAAUACAACUAAGACCAAUCACAAGCAGCUUGACUUCAUGACUCUAGAAAAACUGAUCUUCCUCAAGAGAAUAUAUUUGUUCUUUUUGACUACAACAACAACAGUUCUCACCAAGAACAAAUUUGCUAACACGGGGCCUUUUUCUUCCUCGAAUCUCGACCUUAUCGUUUUCAAACCAAGAUUAAGGAUGAGGCUCGCGGGUUUAUUGUCGCCAUCUCUCUCUCUUUCCCCUUGCUCUCUCUCUUGCUUCUCGUAGUUUUUUGUUUUUAUGUAAGUUUGCAGGUAAUUCCUCUAAAGUAAGUAAGCUUAGUUUUGUAUACAAAAGUUUUCUUCUUGUGUACAUAUAACAGAUGUAGUAAUGUAAUGAAUCACUGAUUUUGUCUUUCCUUUUUUUUGUUAUAGACUUGUUGACGUUUUUAUAA